CUGGCAACUUCGAGCUACAGCCUGGGCAAAAUAUCCUACUACGAACCAGAACCCGGGUUCAGGUCCUACCAGAAACGGGUUGCUGACGAGCCAUACCGAACCCUGAGACAGAGCUUUUAUCCUCCUGUUGACGACUUCGUUGGAUCUGCUGUAAUGCGGGAAGACGAUGAUGUGAUCGAUGGAGAUGAGCUGCAGCAAGAGCUUCUCGAAGAACUCGCUCCAUUGCUGCAAAAGGCAGCUGAGAAUAACUACAACCAGCAACAGUCGCUGCAACAAAAGGAGCCUGAAUCUCCGGAUCAGGUGAACGAGCUGUUGGAUCCGGGUUACGUUCCGGAUGCGGAUGCCGCGGCGUUUUUGGAGUACCUAGCCAAUAAUGAAAACCAUUGGGGGAACAAUUUUGACUACGAUCAGCAGUCAUUUCCCGAGACUCCUGCGAAAUCCGUCAAUGCCGCAAUCGUUGAAAAGAACUCGCUAAAGAAAGUGAUGCCUGAACCGUUCCCGAUUACCCGUCAGAAAACCGCUUCGAAACCCGAUAAGGAGUCGAUCAAAACACAGCCCAUGAAAAGUACAACCGCUCCGACAACAGUUGAAGUAACAAAAACUACGGCGACGACAGCGACGCAAACGACUCCCAUGCCGUCAGUUGAGCCAAGUGUCAUGGAAGCAGUAAAACAAUUCUUACUGCAGAAACGGAACCAUGAAAUCGGACAAAAGCAACGGCCGACGAAACGAUUCAUCACGGAACCACAAACCUUGCUGCGUCAAAGGACAGUCAUUGACAGCCUUGCUUGAACGAAGUUUUCUAAAAUUUUGUUGAAGGAUUCCAACCCUAUAUUGUGUUGAAUGCGUUUUAUAUAGAGCCGGAUUUUUGUGUGCCCUCCAUUCACAAAGGAUUCCCAUAUUGCGUGUGAGAGAGGGCAAUGACACGAACUUGGCGGAAUGUUUUCUCUUUGUGCCAAUGUUCCUUUGUUUCAUCCUCUUUCCCCUGUUUUUCCCCUCUCCUUUUUCUAGGAGCUAAAAGAGAGAGGAAGUUUUUUGCUUAAAAAAAGCGUUAUUCUGUGAUAUGAACCGAGUUUACGAAAUAUCUGCAGAAAAUUUCGUUGUGUUCUUCCCCCUUUCUGGAAGGUUCAUCGACUUGUUUUGACAAGUACAAAGUUUGGUCGGAAGAAUUUUAUUUUGAAUCUGCGCGCGAUUAUUUUUGUUUCCUCGCUGAAAGGGUUUCGUUGUCUUGAAUUGACGAACGAUUCAGUAUUCACUGGUAACAUAUAUCAUAUAUUCGCGGUCAAGAUAUUGGUGCUGGAGAGGCGAACGACUUUGGGAAAAAUGAAACGAAAUUUCGAAACGGAGUAAGA
Molecule: messenger RNA, 1352 nt
Organism: Notodromas monacha
Lineage: Eukaryota; Metazoa; Arthropoda; Ostracoda; Podocopida; Cyprididae
Source: the annotation of a GenBank genome assembly